Molecule: messenger RNA, 456 nt
Organism: Penicillium paradoxum
Lineage: Eukaryota; Fungi; Ascomycota; Eurotiomycetes; Eurotiales; Aspergillaceae
Product: Apq12 family protein
Exons: 2
Coding region: 1-456 (151 amino acids)
Source: RefSeq, a predicted model, not a curated record
AUGGACUUCCUACCUGAAAAUCUCCAAACAGUUCUCCAGAACCCAACAUUCGCCUACCUCCAAUCAACUACACAAGAUCACCUCACGGAAAAUCUCUCACAUCUCCGCACCAUGGUGCUUCAACCCUAUCUGAUCGAGCCUGCCUCGGCGUUCCUCGCGACAUACUCUGGUUCCAUGCCAGACGUACUAUCAGUUCUCGUUCUCAUCGUCAUUUUCUUUGUUUCUAUCAGGAUCCUGAAGUACGCCGCAGGCGUGUUCCUGUUCUGGGUCUUCCUCGUUGCCAAAAUAUUAUUCUGGGGUGUGAUUCUCGGUGUCGGCUGGUAUGUCUACAAUGCCGGCGUUGAGAACGCGAGCAGGGAUGCCGGACGGCUUUGGGGUAUAGCCUCUGGGUUUGUGGGCAAUUUUGAAGAAAAGAGUAAGACAGCUGCUGCUGCUUAUGCGGGAAUUACCAAGUAG